AUGUGGACGCUCAAAGGAGCUUCCAAUGCGUUAAAAGACGUAAGCAGUCUUUUUAUCGCGAAUUUUGCCCCUAGUUCAGCGAAUCGGAAUCCUGAGAUUGAGGCUGCUGUAAUAAAAGCCACCAACCACAACAACUCUCGUGUUGAUUACCGAAGCGCCCAACUCCUAUUUGCAUGGAUUCGUGUUUCGGGUCAUUAUAUCCGUCCAGUAAUGUCGGCCCUUACCACGAGGAUGGAAAAGACCCGCAGCUGGACGGUGGCAUUGAAAGGCCUCAUGCUUUUGCAUGGGGUCUUUACGUGCAAAGUCCCCGCCGUUCAAAAGAUUGGUCGUUUACCUUUUGAUCUCUCGAAUUUCAAAGACCGAAAAUCGAAUAUGUUCCAACAUGAAGCAUUCAUUCGUUCGUACUACACGUAUCUCAAUAAAAAAUCGGCUUUCAUGAUGAAACAUUCCGACGAUAGGAAAGAAGGAACUCUUAGAAGAGGAAUCAAAGAGAGGCCAAAACAAUGGACCAUGAUGCAACAUCUUGCGUGGUUAGAAAAUCUUCAAGGGUUGUUGGAUAUGUUGCUCGAGAUCAAACCGCAAGGAGAGAAGAUGAAGAACGUUUUGGUUCUCGAAGCGAUGAAUUGUAUCAUGCUUGAGAUCUACGAUAUUUAUAGUCGGAUAUGCAACGGGAUUGCUGCGGUUCUCGUGAGGUUAUACUCCAUUGGGAAAACCGAAGCCGGAAUGGCAUUUUCGAUUCUGCAAAAAGCAUCCACUCAGGCUGAGGUUCUGUCUCGAUACAUCGAUUUUUGUAGAGAUUUCGGGGUUACUAAAGCAUCGGAAAGCCCAAAAAUUGUGCAUAUCCGCAAAGACGAUAUUCAACAACUUGAGCAGAUAAUAAACAGGGCUUCAAGUCCACAAAAGGCCGAACAAUUGAUUCCAAGCGAAGAGGAUAAACCGACGAUGCCUGUCGAGGAUAGCGUUGUCAUCAAGAAACCCGAAACCUAA
Messenger RNA from Helianthus annuus (common sunflower), 987 nucleotides. Its product is annotated as putative clathrin assembly protein At1g25240. The transcript has a single exon. NCBI's taxonomy places the organism in Eukaryota, Viridiplantae, Streptophyta, Magnoliopsida, Asterales, Asteraceae. Gene Ontology annotation, molecular function: phosphatidylinositol-4,5-bisphosphate binding; clathrin heavy chain binding; SNARE binding. Gene Ontology annotation, cellular component: clathrin-coated vesicle; clathrin-coated pit. Gene Ontology annotation, biological process: clathrin-dependent endocytosis; vesicle budding from membrane; clathrin coat assembly. The record is from RefSeq and is a predicted model, not a curated record. Bases 1 to 987 code for a protein of 328 amino acids.